Messenger RNA from Betta splendens (Siamese fighting fish), 2126 nucleotides. RefSeq names its product T cell leukemia homeobox 2 (gene tlx2). The transcript is spliced from 5 exons. Gene Ontology annotation, molecular function: RNA polymerase II cis-regulatory region sequence-specific DNA binding; DNA-binding transcription factor activity, RNA polymerase II-specific. NCBI's taxonomy places the organism in Eukaryota, Metazoa, Chordata, Actinopteri, Anabantiformes, Osphronemidae. Gene Ontology annotation, cellular component: nucleus. Bases 585 to 1745 code for a protein of 386 amino acids. Gene Ontology annotation, biological process: animal organ development; regulation of transcription by RNA polymerase II. The record is from RefSeq and is a predicted model, not a curated record.
UGCUCAAACACGCUUCACCCUCAGCUCAACAGUGGCGUCUCGCGCUCUUACCUCCAAUUAAUAUCGCGCCCGUGAGGUCGCCGCGUCUCCUGCCUUGCGUUGGUAUGUGUCCCGCUUUAUUUGGGUGCCACGAGCGUGGGUAUCCGAUGCCCCGUGCGCGUGGAGCGUUUCCUCUGUAGGCGAACAAAGCGCAUCCAGCCUCCAGAGAACCGCCUGCUGCCAAAACCCGGGGAUUUAGUAAGUGUUGUGGACGGCGCUGCCUUUUCUGCUCUCCUCGUGUUUAACUCGGGUGAAGAAAAUCGCUGUUAAAAUGGAUAUGGUUUUUCUUAGCGCGACGGACAGGCGCUUCAUUUAGGGAACAGUCGACCCCGCUGUUGGACAAAAAUAAUGGCAAGAUUUUGGAUAGCGUUGGACGCGUUGCUGGUUUCCUGGGAGUAGAUCGGCGCCGAGCCGAUGUUCAGAGGCAACACAACAGACUCGCACUGCAUCCCAUGCACAAACAUUUCGUCUCUGAAGUUGUGAUUUGCUGUAUGUCAAAAAGCAUCCGCUGCCUCACAACAUAGUGUGACACACCGACAACCAGUAUGGAGCACACCGGCAUCGAGGAGGUGAACCAGACGCACCAGCAGCAGCACGAACCCAUCAGCUUCGGCAUUGACCAGAUCCUGAACAGCUCGGACCAGUCCAGUGGCUGCAUGCUGCCCAACCGGACCGGCGACCCGGAUUACGCACUGGCGCCCAACGUCUACAGCAACGGGUACAACAGCGUGUACAACCCGGCCUGCUCCAUGGCGGCGGCGGCGGGUUUGGCCGGCUCCUACAACGUCAACAUGAACAUGAACGUCAGUAUGAACAUGAACAUGAACGUCAACGUGAACUCAGGCGGCGCCGGUGGUGUGAUUCGGGUACCGGCGCACAGACCCAUGCCUCCUCCGCCGCCGCCGCCCGCCGCUGCUGCGCCUCAUCCGCCCCCCUCCACGCAUCCGCCCGGCAUCGGGCCCGGCAUCGCGUCGGUGCCCGGGAUGGGCAUGGGGAAUGCGGCAAACUUCACCUUCCCGUGGAUGGAGAGCAGCAGGAGGUUCGCUAAGGACAGGCUAACAGGGGAGCAGGCAGAGGAGAGCCGAGCAGGAGAGGCCGCAGGGGGCCCGGGGGCCGCCGGGUCCCUCUGUCCUCUCCCCAAGGGAGACAUCGGCAGGGUCCCUGUCUGGAGCACUGUGGAGACAUUAGCCAAAUGCUAUUACCCCGAGCUCGCUCACCUGCGAGACGGCAACGGGCUCCUAGCAGAGUAUCCGUUCCCAAAGGGGGCGUGUCCAGCCGCACUCUCUCCCUUCUCGGUGACCCGUCGCAUCGGACACCCGUACCAGAACCGGACGCCGCCCAAGCGGAAAAAGCCCCGCACCUCCUUCAGCCGCGUGCAGAUCUGCGAGCUGGAGAAGCGCUUCCACCGACAGAAGUACCUGGCGUCGGCCGAGCGCGCGACCUUGGCGAAGGCGCUGAAGAUGACGGACGCACAGGUCAAGACCUGGUUUCAGAACCGGCGGACGAAAUGGCGGAGACAGACGGCCGAGGAGAGGGAGGCGGAGAGGCAGCAGGCCAACCGGCUGAUGCUGCAGCUCCAGCAGGAAGCCUUCCAGAAGACGCUGAGCCAACCUCUGCAGCCGGACCCGCUCUGUCUACACAACUCGUCCCUGUACGCCCUGCAGAACCUGCAGCCCUGGGCAGAAGACAAUAAGCUGACUGUCUAAAAGAGAGGAGGGCACUUUGUCCAUACGCGCCAGGAAACAAAGGGACACCUCUGUACAUGCCCACCAACAAGACUGUUCCCUCUCUUGCCUCUGGAGCCCCAUGAGGCGGCAGAGACUUUCUGCCACAAAUGCAAAAAAAAAAAGACCUCCAGUGUUUUCGCUUUUGACUUUGUACAAUGUAGUAAAUGCAUGUUUCCACCCUUUUCUGUGUGCACUCGGACGCACCGUUGCGGUCAGCUGCUGUCGAAGUGGAAGUCCUCCCCGACCGCAGGGUUCAAGUGGUAGCGGCCUGGUGAAACGCCCAUGACGGAUUCCUCAUUAUGUUCAAUUUAAAGGUGUUUUAUAAUAAAUGAUAUUGUGACUUUUUGAAAAGAUGACAAA